CGAAACCCACCUCUCCUCUCCAUUUAUUAAAUCUGGGUCUUGAUUUUCAGCACUUGAACCCCACCCAAGUUCAAGAAAAGCAACAAAGUUUGUGUUUUUGCUUGAAGAAAAUUUGAUGGGUCGGUCACCUUGCUGCGAGAAAGCUCAUACCAACAAAGGCGCCUGGACCAAAGAGGAGGACCAGCGCCUCAUCGAUUACAUCCGUGUUCAUGGUGAAGGCGGCUGGCGUUCCCUCCCUAAAGCCGCCGGGUUGUUUCGGUGUGGGAAGAGUUGCAGAUUGAGGUGGAUAAAUUACUUGAGGCCUGAUCUUAAGAGGGGAAAUUUCACCGAAGAAGAAGAUGAAGUCAUCAUUAAGCUUCACAGUCUGCUCGGAAACAAAUGGUCUCUGAUUGCUGGAAGAUUACCCGGAAGAACAGAUAACGAAAUCAAGAACUACUGGAAUACCCACAUCAAGAGAAAGCUUCUUAAACGAGGAAUUGACCCACAAACGCACCGUCCUUUGAACGAAGUUGCCAACAAAACCACCUCCGCCACCAUCACCACCACCACCACCACUGAGAAGUCCGCCGUGGAAUUGGACUUCAGAAAUGCAUCAAAAGGUUCAAAACCCAAUUUUAUUACAAUCCCAUCUUGGGAUUAUAAGUGCAAUAAGUUUCAAGUCAAGGCAAAGACGGAAUCCGUUGAGGAAGGAAACUGUUCGAGCAGCGGCAUGACCACGGAUGAAGAACAGCAGCAGCCAAAGAAGGAAGGGAUAAACUUGGAACUGUGUAUUGGGUUUGGCUCCACCCUGAGCGAGUCAACUCGGGUAACCAGUGUCAACUCGGCCGAGUCGAAAUUGCAGCAAAGUGGAUUCAAGUUAUUUGGGUUUGGGGUUUGUGCUGGCAAUUAGGCUCUCAAAGGAGUGAUUCUUUCUGAGAAAUUGACAAAACAGAAAAAUGGGUUCUAUGGAUAUUACUACAGAACUUUGGAUUCAUAGGUAGUGAAUUUUUUUAGAGGUUUAAUCGUACAAAUGUUUUUUUUUUUUUUCUUUCUUUUACCACUGGCUCAACUCAAAUGUCAAAUGUAAUGAAAUCACUUUAUUUGU
This is a messenger RNA of Rubroshorea leprosula, 1084 nucleotides long. The record is from the annotation of a GenBank genome assembly. Lineage: Eukaryota; Viridiplantae; Streptophyta; Magnoliopsida; Malvales; Dipterocarpaceae.